This is a messenger RNA of Centropristis striata (black sea bass), 2442 nucleotides long. Its product is annotated as rho-related GTP-binding protein RhoU-like. Gene Ontology annotation, biological process: small GTPase-mediated signal transduction. Lineage: Eukaryota; Metazoa; Chordata; Actinopteri; Perciformes; Serranidae. Gene Ontology annotation, molecular function: GTPase activity; GTP binding. The record is from RefSeq and is a predicted model, not a curated record. The transcript is spliced from 3 exons. The coding region runs from base 190 to 1008 and encodes 272 amino acids.
CUGCCACGGCUCACACGAAACGCAGCUAAAAAUCGUUUGGCGCUUUAAAUGCGUUUGUGGGUUGCAAACUAAACCAGCAGCAGAAAAAAACGUAAGCUGUUGAGGAGAUGGAGCACACAGGGAGUCUCCAAAGACUCUGAACCGUCUGACAACCAAAACAAAUCCUUCCUAGUCUAAAAAAGCAGAGCCAUGCUUCCUCAGGAUGUCGGGAAGCAGAAGCCCCGCCGGGUAUCGGAGCCAAUGUGCGGGAUAGACAGCCCCCAGAUGCCGAUUCGGCGCUUAAAGAACCGGGACUUCCCUCUGAGCGUGAAGCGCCGGCGGUCCGGCUCCGCACCUGAGCGCAAGGUGAACUGCGUCCUGGUUGGAGACGGAGCUGUGGGCAAGACCAGCCUCAUAGUCAGCUACACCACCAACGGAUACCCGACGGAAUAUGUUCCCACAGCGUUUGACAACUUCACCGUGAUGGUUGUGGUUGACGGGAAACCAGUGAGACUGCAGCUCUGUGACACGGCUGGACAGGAUGAGCUGGAGCGCCUUCGACCUCUCUGCUACAAGAACGCCGAUGUCUUCCUCCUCUGCUACAGCGUGGUGCGGCCCUGCUCAUUCCGCAGCCUGAUCGAAAGGUGGGUGCCUGAGAUCCGUCAGCACUGCCCCGGCGCGCCCCUGGUUCUCGUCGGCACCCAGCUGGACCUGAGGGAGGACGUCCAGGUGCUGAUCGACCUGGCGAAGAACCAGGAGCGGCCGGUGGGCACCGAGGAGGGCCAGCAGCUCGCCCAGGAGCUCGGUGUGGUGAGCUUCGCCGAGUGCUCCGCGCUGACCCAGAAGAACCUGAAGGACGCUUUCGACUCUGCCAUCUUGGCCAGCAUCCAGCAGACAGACACUUGCAGCGUCCAGCAGCAGAGGCUGACUCUGAGGAAGAAGACGCCCGACAAGCUCAAGAGCCUCUCGGAGACCUGGUGGAAGAAGAUCAACUGUCUGAUGGGAGAGCAGAGCUGCGACUUCAAGUGAGCGCCUGCAUCAUUACAAACCUGGGUCACAUCAUGUUUGAAAAUACUUUGGUAGAUUUGGUUUGUUUCAGCCAGAUGGGUGGGGAUUAUCACCACACAACACCACGAGGUCCAGAAGAGCUUAGACAUUUGGCAGUUUAAUUCCCCAGACCGACAGAGAAAGUGUGAGCAAGAGACUCCACAGAUUUUACACAGUUUACUUGCAUUAAGAAGCUCUUAACAGCCUGUGAAAGCAGUCGUAACAUGUCUUUUGACAGCUGCUCACAUGCACGAGACUUUAAAUUAUAACAGAAACCUUGGUUUGACACUAAGAGUGUGAAUUUUGAGCAUUUAGCAGGCAGGGAGGUUCAAAUGAGAGAUGUUAUUGAAUUGCAUUUAGGAAAAGAUUUCUGAGCCUAACAUACUAAAAAAGUCAGGAUAUCUCUGCCUCUACUGUUUCAUUAUUUAUUAUUAUUUUUGUGUCUCGCAGGUCCCCCAACUUGACAAAGCACAAUCUGUAAUUUCUGGAUUCAACUGUUAACAAAAGUAACCACCAUCUGUUUAAUAACACUGUUUGAUGAUGUUCUGGUCUUCAGGUUUAAGCGAGUCUAAUACAAGAGAAAAAAAGUCUAGAUUUACACAACAAUAAUCCCUCUCGAACUAGAAGUGUGUUGUGGGGUCUGUAUCUGCAGAGACCCUGCCUACGAUCUGUAUUUUCUCUUUUCUUAUUAUUUUCUGUGUUCUGGGCCACUCAAAGCUAUAAAAAUACCAUUGAAAAAACUAAAAUCUAGCAAGGAAAACACCAAAACUUGUCCCAAAACGUGAGUGAAUCUGGGGGGUUUUCUUUCACUUUCACUGAGUUGGGAAGGAUCAGCUGCGUUUGAAUGCUUACUACAAACAGUGAGUGACAGCUCCUGCAUAAAAUGCCUUCAAAAGAUUAAUUUGAGUACAAAAAUGUGUACAUCUGAAAUGAGGCACUGCUGCUUUCAAAGCUCACUUGAAACAGCUGUUACAAGAUUCUUUUCUCCUCACUUUCAUGAUUCUUGAUGCUCCCUUUUCUCCAUAAUAUCCUUGUUUUUUCUUGGCUUUAUUAGCCUCAGUAUAAUUACUGGAACUUGAAGCCGGGACGCUUAUGUGAUCAGGAUUUUAGGAUUCUUUCUAAAUUUGACCUGAUGUGACUAACUCCAUCCGUCUGAGACUCCCAGGAGGUUAAAACAAACCCCACAGAUGUUAUGAGACCCAGGUUUUGUUUAGAGGCAAGAAGUCUGAGAUAUACACUCUUUUGUUUUUGACUCAUUGUGUAUUAUUUGUCACUUUACACCCCAACUGCUGUAGUACUUUGUAUGACUGUUAGUUUGAAGUUAAGUUAUUAUUUCUAUAUUUAUUCAUGGUUAUUUUCAUUGCCAUCGCUGAUCAUUUAAUAUGCCCAGAAGCCUUGAUUAAAGUUUAUAACAAC